GCCCAGCAUUGCCAUGUGUGACUAGAAAGGGAAAAGGCGGCAUGGAGCCCAGAUUGGGGUUUCUGGCUCUUUGUAGGACUUCACUGAGGAUGUCAGUUGUGCCUUUGAGUUCCUGCUGAAGCUCACACCCUUGCUAGACAAGGCUGACCAUCGGUGCAACUGUGACUGUAUCAACAUGCUACUCCAGGAGUGUAGUAAACAAGGACUGCUCUCUGAGGUGAACAAAGAGAGCCUGAUGGCCAAGCGCUUGAAUGAAUUCAUGAAGAACAUCAGUAAUGAAAACUCCAAAGCAGCUUCAGUCCGUGCUCUGCUCUUUGACAUCUCCUUCCUCAUGUUGUGCCAUGUGGCCCAGACCUAUGGUUCAGAGGUCAUUCUGUCAGAAUCCAGCACUGUGGGUGAAGUGCCUUUCUUUGAGACCUGGAUGCAGACGUGUAUGCCUGAGGAGGGCAAGAUCCUGAAUCCUGACCACCCCUGCUUCCGGCCUGACUCCACCAACGUGGAAUCCCUGGUUGCCCUGCUCAACAACACCUCUGAAAUGAAGCUAGUGCAGAUGAAGUGGCAUGAGGCCUGUCUCAGCAUCUCAGCUGCCAUCUUGGAGAUUCUGAAUGCCUGGGAGAAUGGAGUCCUGGCUUUUGAGUCCAUCCAGAAAAUCACAGACAACAUCAAGGGAAAGGUGUGCAGCCUGGCAGUGUGUGCUGUUGCUUGGCUUGUGGCCCAUGUGCGUAUGCUAGGCCUGAACGAACGUGAGAAAUCAUUGCAGAUGAUUCGACAGCUGGUAGGGCCUCUCUGCAGUGAGAAUACCCUGCAGUUCUACAGUGAGAGGUCUGUAAUCUUCCCUUUCCCCUCCAAGCCUUUCCAUGCACUUCUGUCUACAGUGCCUUCAAUCAUCAUGAUGGCUUUUGGGCUAGAAAAGCAAUCAUUUCUCUUAUGCUGCUUACUCUACAUACAUAUGGGAGGGAACACUUAUCUUGGAGAUCUGUGGACUGGAGAGGCCUUUUGCCUUGCUUUCCAGCCUUUGAUCCUUGGGUCGUUUUCCCUUUUCCUGGGCUUUUUAGGGUCCUGGGGAGCUCACCUUCUUUCAGUCAUUCAUUCAGUAAAUAACUUGUUGAGCACCUCUUAUGAGGAAAACAGUUGUUUUGAAUGUCUUGUAAAGGGAAGAGAUGGUAAAGUUCAGCUAAAAUAUUUUCACUGUCACUGUAGAGUCCAUUGCAUUGUGAUAACUUCUGCUCUCCUCAGUGGAAAGUUGUCCAGGAUGUAAGAAUCUUCAGCUUGUGCCUCUGCUCAAGGAUUUCUCCUGCUAAAA
This is a messenger RNA of Phascolarctos cinereus (koala), 1303 nucleotides long. Its product is annotated as mediator of RNA polymerase II transcription subunit 24-like. Gene Ontology annotation, cellular component: mediator complex. Gene Ontology annotation, biological process: positive regulation of transcription initiation by RNA polymerase II. NCBI's taxonomy places the organism in Eukaryota, Metazoa, Chordata, Mammalia, Diprotodontia, Phascolarctidae. The record is from RefSeq and is a predicted model, not a curated record. Gene Ontology annotation, molecular function: transcription coregulator activity.